GCAGGCAGCCAGCUUGCCCCAUCCCGAGCACUGGAGGAGACGCCGGCUUGCACCACACCUCGAGCUGCGCAGACCAGAUCCAACAUGAGGGCUGCCUUCCUGGUGCUGCUCCUCUGGGCCGUCGCCUGCGCUCACCCCGUGCCCGGCCACGAGCCCCCCCGCCACAGCGCCCAGCAGGAGGACACAGCAGGCGAAGAUUACACCAACAAGUUGGGCAACCUCCUGGGCGGUGGAGAUGGCAGACUUCCUCCAGUCGCUGCUGAGAGAGGGGACAAUGCCCUUGCCAGGGACCCGGAGGGUGGGAACGCCGUGGCUGAGGAGCUGGGCAAGCACGGUGGCCAAGACAAAGGAGGCAGAGCUGGGGAGGCUCAGCACCUGAACCAGGUGGACCAUGAGGAUGCAAGUGCCCAUGAUGGGAAUGGCCUUGGUUUCCUGGAGGAGGAUGCACGUGAUGCUGAUGAUGCUGACAAUGGAGAGCACCACGGCACUGGAGUCAACGGGCUUUCCUCCCACACCGGUGGCCUCCUGGAUGAGGAGGAUGACAGUGGAGAUGACACUUUUGAUGAGAACGGGGAAGAGGAGGGGGGUGAAGGUCCUACUUACGUGGCUGGUACUGAUGGGGCCGACGAACAUGACCACGACGGUGGCCGUGGGGAUGCUGGGGCUGGCAGAGGGCACGGUGACAGCAGCAGCAGUAGCAGCAGCGAGAGCACUGGGGCAGACCACCGGCGUCAGUCAGAAGAGCCUGCCACCAGCCAGUCAGAGGAAAACAGCACCAGCCGCUCUGGGGAGGACGAGGAUGGGGAGGACAGCCCCUCCACGCAGAGCGAGGGCAGCAAGUCCAGGGAGGGCGCUGACGACCAGUCAGACGAAGAGCCGGGGGAGUCCCCGGAGGAUGCCUCCCAGGAGGUGGUGAGCACGUCGAGCGAGCGCACCGGCAGCUGGUCCCAGGAAGGGCAGGAGGACCGGGAGUCUGACGAGGACACGAGCGCACCGUCUGCGCCUGACAGCGAGUCCAGGGAAGACAAGGGUGACCAGAGCAAGUCUGGGGAAGAUGAUGGUGACCAGAGCCAGUCCACAGAGGACACUGCGGAGGAGUCAAAGGAGGAUGAGAAUGACUCCGACCCUGAUGGGGACGUGCCGAGCACAUCAGCCGAGAGCCAGAGCGCGUCCCCGGAGGAUGACGGCAGUCCAGAGGACAAUGCAGGCGAGGACAGCAGGUCCACAGAGAGCAACACCACCGAGUCCCGGGAGGACAAUGACGAUGAGGAGAGCCACUCCCAGGAGGACGCCACCCGCGAGUCCAGCAGCCAUGGGGAUGACAGCUCGCCGCAGAGCCUGGAGAGCGGGAGCCGCAAACGGCGGCCGGGCGCCUACCGCAACAAGCCUGCUGCCGACUACGAUGACAACGACUGCCAGGACGGGUACUGA
Molecule: messenger RNA, 1431 nt
Organism: Egretta garzetta (little egret)
Lineage: Eukaryota; Metazoa; Chordata; Aves; Pelecaniformes; Ardeidae
Product: dentin matrix acidic phosphoprotein 1
Exons: 6
Coding region: 85-1431 (448 amino acids)
Biological process (GO): extracellular matrix organization; ossification
Cellular component (GO): extracellular matrix
Molecular function (GO): extracellular matrix binding
Source: RefSeq, a predicted model, not a curated record